Molecule: messenger RNA, 1748 nt
Organism: Protopterus annectens (West African lungfish)
Lineage: Eukaryota; Metazoa; Chordata; Ceratodontiformes; Protopteridae
Gene: NUP88
Product: nucleoporin 88
Exons: 12
Coding region: 42-1748 (568 amino acids)
Biological process (GO): protein import into nucleus; ribosomal small subunit export from nucleus; mRNA export from nucleus
Cellular component (GO): nuclear pore
Molecular function (GO): structural constituent of nuclear pore
Source: RefSeq, a predicted model, not a curated record
UCUUCCGCUUUUAGACAGGCGCUGAUGGGAACUGGGGAAAGAUGGCGGUUGAAUGCAAUGAUCAAUGGAGGAAUUUUCUUGGCAAGCAUGAGUUAUUUGUCAAACUUCGACAGAAUGUCGAAGCUGAGGUUUUGAGAUCAAAUCGGACGCUUAAUAAAAAUCUCUUUUUCUGCCUGGAUGAUGACUUUUUCGCUUGGGACGAGAAAAACAGUGUUUUGUACACUACAAGUCUCCGGAACCUAAAUACUGAAAAUCCAGAGUUGUCAGACUUCAAGACCUUACUUUGUAUAAACCCACCCUUGUUUGAGGUUGAUUAUCUUCUGGUGAACCCAUCACAGCAUUACGUAGCUCUUAUUGGUGCCAAGGGACUGACUGUAUUGGCCCUGCCCAAGCGAUGGGGAAAGCGGUCUGAAUUUGAAGGAGGGAAAAGCAAAAUAAAUUGCAAAACAAUUCCAGUUGCUGAAAGACUUUUUACCAGUUCUACAUCUUUAGUACUACGACAUGCUGCUUGGUACCCAGAUGAAUCUGAAGAACCUCAUUUACUUUUACUGCUGGGUGAUAACAUUCUAAGGCUUUACAGUUUAAAAGAUCCCCACAGUCCAGUAAGAACACUUUCUCUGUCACAGUCAGAGGAGCAGAGUAUGUCAAAUGCAAGAGGGAGUUCUUAUACAGCAUCACUUGGUGAAGUUGCAGUGGCAUUUGAUUUUGGUCCCUUGGUGGAAGUUUCUCCCGUGUUACUGGGCCAAAAAGGAAAGGCAAAUCUGUUUGCAUAUCCACUUUACAUACUGUAUGAAAAUGGAGAAACAUCCCUUACAUACGUCAGUAUCUCACAUAGCAAUGUCAACAUUGGGAGGUUGCAGGGCCCUUUACCUAUGUACCCCCCAGCUGAAGACAACUAUGGAUAUUAUGCCUGUGCAAUACUGUGCUUGUCUCAUGUGCCAAACGUACUGGUUAUUGCUACAGAGUCAGGAUUAUUAUAUCACUGUGUUGUCCUGGAAGCAGAGGAAGAUGAUGACCAGACGUUCACUGAAUCUUGGGAUUCCAAGUUGGAGCUUGUUCCCUCUCUCUACGUGUUUGAGUGUGUGACUCUGGAACUAGCUUUGAAACUUGCCCCUGGUGAAGACGAGCAGCUGGAAUCUGAUUUCACCUGCCCAAUCAAGUUACACAGAGAUCCAUUGUGCAACAUUAGAUAUCACUGUACACAUGAAGCUGGAGUUCACACUGUUGGCCUGAUGUGGAUCAGCAAACUGCAGAAGUACAUUCAUUCAGGUGAUGAGGACAAGGAUAGCCUGCAAGAGCUAGCAGCAGAGCAGAAAUGCAUUGUGGAACACAUCUUGUGCACCAAACCACUGCCAUGCAGACAGUCUUCACCUAUCAAAGGCUUCUUAAUUGUACCAGAUCUAAGCCUUGGAGCAACACUUGUCUGUGUGACUAGUACCUAUGAGUGCAUCCCAAGGCCUAUCCUUACUGUAGUGCGACCUUCUUCACCACCUCUUUUGUGCUCUGAAGAAGACAGAGGGCCUGUAACAUCUCCCUUGAAGGCAUUAGCCAGUGAUUCAUUUGAAAAGCACAUUCGAAAUAUUCUAAGUCGUGUAUCUGCCAAUCCUGUAUUCAUAAGGUCAUCUGAUAAAGACAAUGCCCCUCCACCUCAGGAAUGUCUUCAGCUACUUAGCCGAGCUACUCAGGUGUUCAGAGAAGAGUACAUUCUCAAACAGGAUCUAGCAAGAGAAGAAAUACAGCGCAGGUAA